This is a messenger RNA of Cydia strobilella, 805 nucleotides long. Its product is annotated as trypsin alpha-like. Gene Ontology annotation, molecular function: serine-type endopeptidase activity. Lineage: Eukaryota; Metazoa; Arthropoda; Insecta; Lepidoptera; Tortricidae. The coding region runs from base 14 to 805 and encodes 263 amino acids. The record is from RefSeq and is a predicted model, not a curated record. The transcript is spliced from 3 exons. Gene Ontology annotation, biological process: proteolysis.
UAAAGAAAAUGUUAUGACAGGGCACAUUGUUGGGGGUUUUUUGUCUAAAAUAGAAAGUUUUCCUUUUGUGGUAUAUAUCAGUAAAAGUUGUAACUUGUACCGAAAUUCAAGCUGUGGAGCAUCUAUACUGAAUCAAGUAAUACUAUUAACCGCAGCGCAUUGCUUUAAGAAUUGUGAUCCGUUUACAAUCAAUGCUUAUUCUGGUUCCAUUCGUAAAUAUUCAGGCUUUGAAAAUAAAGUCAUCAGUUACAAAAGACAUGAGGAUUAUCAUCCAAACAGUCACAACAAUGACAUCGCUCUUUUGAGGUUGGAAACAGAACUAAUUUUUGUGAGGUCGGUGAAAAGAAUUAUUUUGAUGAAAUAUCCACCUAACAAUACAUUGGCCGUUGUAGCUGGAUGGGGCUGGACAGAUUCCCAAGGUACCCGAGGUGAUGUCCUAAAACAUACUCCUCAGCUAGUAUUAGAUCGAGAAACAUGUGCUAGCCAUCUGGGUAAUACAGAAAUACCUAUGGGAAUGAUUUGCGGAACAGACACAGAAGGUGACGGCUAUCCUGAGAAAGGAGACUCCGGCAGCCCGCUUGUGAUCAACAAUAACAUUCAGAUCGGAAUCGUGUCCUUCAAAAGAAGAAGAUUUACAAAUCACACCAUCGCAUAUACCCACGUCCCAUAUUUCUACGACUGGAUAGUAGAAAAUGCAAAGGAAUUGUAUUGCAAAUACGCGAAUACGACACAUAAUAUGCAGAAUUUUGCUCUUACCUCUCCUUGGUCAGACGAACAUUGUGAUCACGCUAAGGGUUUUAUUUGA